This is a messenger RNA of Oikopleura dioica, 1245 nucleotides long. Lineage: Eukaryota; Metazoa; Chordata; Appendicularia; Copelata; Oikopleuridae. The record is from the annotation of a GenBank genome assembly.
AUGCCUUCCCUCGAGGUACCUUCACCUGAGUUGGACGACUAUGGACCGCCAGUGGCAAAAGUUGCCAAAUACAGUUUCCCACAUGAGGAGAGAACAUCGGCGGAAACGUCCUUUACUGCAUACGAGACUCUUAUCCCACCCACUGAGGAGCCUUCCCGACAACAACCGCCGCAAACCGUCGCUCCGCCUGAUCUCGAACUCAUCCCCAGUCACAGCAAUCACGCAGAACUCGACUUAUCAGCUGCCACCAAGAUCGAACAAAUAGAGAACUUCGCUGUGGACAAAAUGUUCCCGAACGGACAUCAUCAACACAAUCUCUACAACUCAUUUUCGCACUAUGCGUUUCCCCAUCAGUGGAACCCCCAGUUUCCUACUUCCCAGGACAAUGUCUUCACUUCUCAGUCUUACUCCUUCCCAGCUGCUUAUCCACAGGAUAUCGGAGCACUGUCAGCUCAAGGACGAUCUGGAGACAAGGAGGAAUGCCCCGCGUGCGGAAAUUCAUUUGUCCGCGAGACUGGCAAGCCUGAUCCGAAGACUGGAAAUAUGCUGUGCCCAGCAUGUUCGCCACGCACCUGGGAAGCAAGCUCAGUCGGUUCAACGGGCCACCCAUCGCUGCUGACUAACUCGCGGAACAAGCGCGAGAAGCAAAACAAGAAGUGCCCGAAUUGCCAAACGACGACAACGAGCCUUUGGAGAAAGUUCAAGACUGCCGAGGAGGUCAAAAAGACCAUCCAAAAGAAGAAGCCUUCCGUUUCCAUCGACAGAAGCCGACCAGAGAUCGAGGGACAGCUCGGAUGCAACGCUUGCACACUUUACUGGUCGCUCCACGGGCGCCACCGACCGCUAGAACUCGCCCGACCAGAUGCUCCCCUUACUCAGCGAAAACGAAAGCGCACAAAGAAGCCAGAAGACGCCCCAAAAUACCCACUCAACUCCUUCGGCAAUCACUGGGGCAGCAAUUACUUCUGGCCGAAUGCUGGAGGAAUGAAUUACCCAGCGAUUCCUCACGGUAGUCUUUUUGGACCACAAGCGGCAGCCAUCAACCAGAUGUACUCGACUCCGAUCCCUAAUGAUUAUAUGAAGCACGGAACUCUGGACAGCUUCAACUCAAUCUCCGGUUCUUCCCCUGGAUCAUCCGGCUCAUCUCCACUUGGCGGCGGAGCUAUGGCCGCCGCGCUUCCACCAGCUGCCAUUCCAGACCAAACGACCGGCAUUCCCGAUGUGAAACCGCCACUUUGUAUAUAA